GUGUUCGGCCUUCUGGUGAUUGAUUAGUUUGGUCUGGAGAAAGCUCUGUUUGGAUUAGCCGUACUGUUGUUUGUAUUGCUAAACGGAAGCGGCGAAAAUGGAUAUCAAUGGUUUGGACGUUAAUUUAAUUCUCUUGUUUACGGUAGUCAAAGUAUUCCACUGUUUUAGUUAGACCGUUUUUUGACACACUAGUCUUUUAUUUUAUUUUAUUUUUUAAAACUAUAUAUGAAAAGACCGUGGCACUUUCGGCUCGCUUUGUUUACACUGCAGCAGAUGGUUAACACAACAAGCGUAGUUAUUUUAUACUGGUAAUGAUGGAGUCACAAUGCGAGUAUUUCAUGUAUUUUCCCGCCGCUCCAAUAUCGAGCUUGUCAGACCCGGCGGAGUACACAACUCUUCCGCGGCGAAAGCACGUCUACCUGGGGGAGAUAGUCCAGUUCCUGCUGGUCCUGCGGUCUCGGAACACAGCGGUGGGGAGGGAUGACAGCUCCGGCGGUUUACCUUGGAAGGACCUGGCGGGUUCUCUGUCUGCUCUGGCCAGUGUGUGCGUCGCCGAAAGCCGGCAGCAGAGACCCAGCGAGUACCAAGCCGAUAGCCACAGCACCUGCAGCGAGGACGACGGGGAAGAGGAGCCCGAAGAGAGGGAGUCUGGAGGGGAAAAGCCGCCGGACAGUAACCGGACUUUCAAACAGUGCAGUCCGCACCUCAUUCACAACAGCUCGGCCAGGGGUGGGCGGCAGUCUGGGAGUGGACCGGUGAAGGCUGCUCUGGUGUUGAAUGACCAGGUUGUCUUCUGUCUCACCGUCUCGUUGGACAAGCUGCCAGUCAACACACUUAAAGCCAAGAUCAUAGUGACAGUGUGGAGUCCGGAGGAUGAGAAGGCGGAGGUGAGGGAACAUGGCUACCUGACUCUUCUGCAGCUCCGGAGUCCAAUACACACCUUCAGGCAGGACCUCAACACCUUCAAGACACAGGUCAGCACCAUCAUGCAUGUUCUCCCACCUCCCAGUGUCCAGUUUCAGCACAUGGCUGUCUCUGGAAAACACCUGACUGUCCUUAAAGUGUUGAACUGCAGCUCUCAGGAUGAGGUGUGUGUCAGAGAUGUGAAGAUCCUUCCUAACUAUAACCUGUCCUACCUCCCCAUGAUGCCCGAUGGUUCAGUUCUCAUAGUUGACAAUGUCUGCCACCAAUCAGCUGAGGUCACUGUGGCUUCAUUCUAUCGGAUGGACAGCGAGUCAUCGCGUUUACCCAGCAUGCUCAGCGCCCUGGAAGAGCAGAACUUCCUGUUCCAGCUGCAGCUACAGGACACAGCAGAGGAGGACUCCAGUGAGGGUUUGGAAGUCCCGUUGGUGGCUGUGUUACAAUGGUACACUCCAACUCUGCCUCUAACAAGAUACAUCUCUAGUUGUUACGCGCUGCCCAGUAUCCGCUUGGAUCGUCCUCGGCUGGUGAUGACAGCUUCCUGUCCUCGCGCUGUCAGGCCUCUGGAACCCUUUUGGGUAAAAUACACCCUGCUCAACAACUUGCAGGACUUCCUGGCCGUCCGUCUGAUCUGGAACUCUGACUCUGAUAGAGGAGGCCAGCAGGAUCCCAGGGCCCACCCGGCAGUGGUGUGCCAGUCCCCUCUCAACAACCUGGGCCAGUGCAUGAAAGGCUCCACCCUCUCCUUCACCGUGGCCUUCCAGAUCCUCAGGACUGGACUCUUUGAGUUGAGCCAGCACAUGAAGCUGAAGCUGCAGUUCACAGCCUCAGUGUCCACCCCCACCGUGGAGGUUGGAUCCCCGCUGAGGAACAGUCCAUCUUCAGUCAGAGAGCUGCUGGACAGACAGAGCCUGGGCCGCUCUCAGAGCUUCUCCCACCAGCCACAGCCCAGGGCUCACCACGUCAGGUCCGGCAGCGCCAUGGCGCAUCGGAGCAUCACUCCUCCUGCAGGAUCUCCAGCGGGCAGAGGCCAGCACCCGCCGCCCAGCCAAAGCCUCAUCUCACUGGACAAAAUAGCCAAGAGAGAGUGUAAGGUGUUGGUGCUGGAGCCGGUCCAAGAGGCACACAGCCGAUGACCUGGAAAAGAAGAUUUGUUUACCAGAGGCACAUACAUCAGUGUUUGGUCCCUCUGUCCAGCCACCAGAGCAUCCACCCUGUGCCCUGAAGGCAACACGCUGUGGACGGAGUGAUGGAAGGAGGAGCAGAGGAACGCUGAUUGGCCAGAGAGGAGGAGGAGUGGUGAUGAGAAGACAGGGAGACAAAGGUCUCCCCCCGUGGAGCCACAGUUGUUCAUUUCAUUGGUUUAUCAUUUCAAUGUUGUUUUGGUUGUUACUUUUCUAUCAAGCCUUCAUUCCAUUUUACUAAACGGGUUAUCGGCGUUGACUGUAUUUUCCUUUCUUAUGGCAGCUCUUGUUUUCCUGUAGGAUAUAAUCAGGACACAGGUAUUUAUUUUGUUAAAGUAACAGUCCAACAUUUUGUGAAAUACAGUGGUGCUCAAAAGUUUACAUACACAUGCUUAAGUUGACUAAAAAGAGUAAUAAAAAAAUCAUGUUUGGAAAUUUAUUUUAAUACCUAAAUUAAAAAAUGAGGUAAAAUCCAACCUUUAAGGACACCAAUUUUCUUUGUGAAUGAAUAACGUAUUGUAAAUAUAAAUGUUC
Etheostoma spectabile (orangethroat darter) is the source of this 2639-nucleotide messenger RNA. RefSeq names its product trafficking protein particle complex subunit 14 (gene trappc14). The record is from RefSeq and is a predicted model, not a curated record. Gene Ontology annotation, molecular function: alpha-tubulin binding. Bases 312 to 2057 code for a protein of 581 amino acids. Gene Ontology annotation, cellular component: TRAPPII protein complex. The transcript has 12 exons. Gene Ontology annotation, biological process: cilium assembly. NCBI's taxonomy places the organism in Eukaryota, Metazoa, Chordata, Actinopteri, Perciformes, Percidae.